Xenopus laevis (African clawed frog) is the source of this 2139-nucleotide messenger RNA. It is a transcript of the gene cds1.L, whose product is annotated as CDP-diacylglycerol synthase 1 L homeolog. The record is from RefSeq and is a predicted model, not a curated record. The transcript has 13 exons. Bases 262 to 1614 code for a protein of 450 amino acids. Gene Ontology annotation, cellular component: membrane; endoplasmic reticulum membrane. Gene Ontology annotation, biological process: CDP-diacylglycerol biosynthetic process. Gene Ontology annotation, molecular function: phosphatidate cytidylyltransferase activity. Lineage: Eukaryota; Metazoa; Chordata; Amphibia; Anura; Pipidae.
CGCUUCAGAGACACCCCCUGGGGAUAAAUCUUCUGCUGUUUUCCCUUAGUAACUGGCUAACUGCAAACAAAUAAGUUUUUCAUCCAUUCCAAUCCACACAGAGCACAUUUGCUUUGAAUAACCUGUCCCAUUCAACAAGAAAGAUGACAGCAAAGAAGUUGAGAACAGUUCCUUGUUGUUACUCCUGCUUCCGGGUGGAGACUGCCCCGCCUCCUGUCCCUUCAUAUCCUUGUGAUCUGCUCUAGAUUACCUGCCUCUCCUAUGACUGCUUAUUAUCGGCAAACUGACAUGGCUGAGCUGAGGCGGAGAGGAGGUAGGGAGCCAGAGCAGGAUUCCAGCACUGGCAAAGAAACCACCAGAGAAGACAAAUAUGUGGACGAUGACAUUGAUUCGGACAUUCGUGAUGUUCCACCCUCUUCUGACAGCACUCCAGAAGUCCUUAAGCCAGUGCUAUCUGGCUUGUCCUCCAGGUGGAAAAACUGGUGGAUUCGUGGUAUCUUUAGCUUAACAAUGAUUUCAUUGUUUUUUUUUCUUAUCUAUAUGGGGCCAGUGAUGCUGAUACUUUUGGUUUCUGCAAUACAAGUGAAGUGUUUCCAAGAAAUAAUUUCUAUUGGGCACAGAGUUUAUCGCUCCUUUGAGUUACCAUGGUUUAGAACACUCAGCUGGUAUUUCCUGUUGUGCGUUAAUUAUUUUUUCUAUGGUGAAACACUGGCAGAUUACUUUGCCACCUCUGUACAAAGGGAAGAAAUACUACAGUUUCUUAUUCGAUACCAUCGCUUUAUUUCUUUUGCAUUUUAUCUCAUAGGUUUCUGCAUAUUUGUUCUUAGUUUAGUAAAGAAACACUACCGUCUGCAGUUUUACAUGUUUGGAUGGACUCAUGUCACUUUGCUGAUCACUGUUACUCAGUCUCAUCUAGUCAUCCAGAACCUUUUUGAAGGGAUGAUUUGGUUUAUAGUUCCGAUCUCCAUUGUCAUUUGUAAUGAUAUUAUGGCUUAUCUCUUUGGGUUCUUCUUUGGCAGAACUCCAUUAAUUAAGCUGUCACCCAAAAAGACCUGGGAAGGUUUCAUUGGUGGAUUCUUCAUGACAGUGAUAUUUGGAUUUUUAUUUGCCUAUAUCUUCGCACAGUUUCAGUACUUUGUUUGUCCUGUGGAAUACAGCAGUGAAACUAAUAGCUUCUCCACAAAAUGCAAACCUUCAGAGAUUUUCAGACUUCAUUAUUAUAGUGUCCCUGCCUACCUGCAGCCACUGUUGGGAAGGGGAACGGUUAGCAUGUACCCAUUCCAAAUUCACAGCAUUGCUUUGUCUACCUUUGCAUCUUUAAUUGGGCCAUUUGGUGGCUUUUUUGCUAGCGGUUUCAAGAGAGCCUUUAAAAUUAAGGAUUUUGCUGACACAAUUCCAGGACAUGGUGGGAUCAUGGAUCGUUCUGACUGCCAGUAUUUAAUGGCUACCUUUGUACAUGUGUACAUUGCCAGUUUUAUAAGGGGUCCCAAUCCAAGCAAAGUUCUGCAGCAGCUUCUAGUGCUUCAUCCUGAACAACAGUUGAACAUCUACAAGGCCCUAAAGGCACAUCUUCUUGAAAAAAAGAUGAUUGAUGAAGCACUUCUCAAUCAAUAGCCCCAAAAACACCCUGAAAUAUUGACUCAAAUGUUGACACAUAUUGCACUGGCUAAAGAGAACCAAAGGCAGAGGUCUCAAUAAGCUAUUUCCUGGACCGAAUCUACAUUUAUACAAGAGGUUCCUUUGAAGAUUUCUUGUAUUAUCUGCAGAUCUUGCUGUUUUUAACUAGAUACUCCAGUUUGUAAUAUAAUCCACUGAAAGAAAAUGCAGAUUCAUGUGAAUGACAGAACGUUUUAAUGUGCUAAGCCACUGCAAACAAAUACCAUUUGACGGCAAUUUUGAGUAUUUGAAUCAUGGUUUUAAUUGUGUAUUCUGGUUAGCGCAGAAGAAAGUUUUAAUGUUUAUUUCGUGUUCAACAAUAUAGCAGCAUAAUUCUUAUAUAUGAAAUGAUAUCAAAUGAUAUGAUCUCUUAUGUACCUAUAGAUAAUAUUUAAAGGGAUUGUUCAGUGUAAAAAUAAAAACUGGGCAAAUAAGAUAGGCUGUGCAAAAUAAAAAAUGUUUCUAAUAUAGUUAAUUAGGUGA